AUGAAGUUUGAGGACGUGUUUCGGGUUGAUCUACAGGCGGAUCCUGUGACCGAUGUCGAGUCUUUUCGAAUCACGUUGCGUCCUGAUGCUAAACCAUUUCGAGCACGUACUCAUCGCUACGGAUCUACACAGAGUAUGUUCGUGCGGAAACAUGUGCGGCAGGUGAAGAAGAUGGGAUUUAUCCGCCGAAACAACAUGAGUCUUUGGGCAUGUGUUACGGUGCCUGUCCAGAAAGUUGCCAGACCAACUGAAUUUCUACUAACAUUGGUGUUUGUGCGAAUGCGGGAACAGUUCUGA
Molecule: messenger RNA, 297 nt
Organism: Phytophthora nicotianae INRA-310
Lineage: Eukaryota; Oomycota; Peronosporomycetes; Peronosporales; Peronosporaceae
Exons: 1
Coding region: 1-297 (98 amino acids)
Source: RefSeq, a predicted model, not a curated record